Lampris incognitus (smalleye Pacific opah) is the source of this 1971-nucleotide messenger RNA. RefSeq names its product THAP domain containing 11 (gene thap11). NCBI's taxonomy places the organism in Eukaryota, Metazoa, Chordata, Actinopteri, Lampriformes, Lampridae. Gene Ontology annotation, molecular function: RNA polymerase II cis-regulatory region sequence-specific DNA binding. The transcript has a single exon. The record is from RefSeq and is a predicted model, not a curated record. Gene Ontology annotation, biological process: regulation of transcription by RNA polymerase II. Gene Ontology annotation, cellular component: nucleoplasm. The coding region runs from base 349 to 1164 and encodes 271 amino acids.
ACGGCCGCCCGACUCAAUAGCGGCCGAGAAAACCGCCACAAAAAAAAAAUUGGCGCCCAGCAGCCAAAAUAAAACGGAACCAACCGUUAACUCGGCAACAGAACCCCCCCGUCGGUGCGUGUUUCGCGCGGAGUAAAGGCGGAGGCAUCCUCCCGCGUAGCGUUUUUACUCUCAGCGGCCCAGCUUAGCCGUGCGAAAGAUAACAGGAAGUUGUUAGCAUUGUGGGACGUGUAGUUCCGCUCGCAGGCCGCGGAGCUUGAUAACAACGCGGAGGAGAACGAAACAUUAAUAAAAUAGCCCAAAGUUGGCGGAAAUAAGGGAGUCGGUGCGCCGUCGGUGGAAGUAAACAUGCCCGGGUUCACCUGCUGUGUCCCCGGCUGCUACAACAACUCGCACCGGGACCGAGAGCUGCGGUUCUACACCUUUCCGAAGGACCCCGCGCAGAGGGAGAUCUGGCUAAAGAACAUCUCCCGGGCCGGGGUGUCCGGCUGCUUCAGCACCUUCCAGCCCACCACCGGACACCGAGUCUGCAGCGUGCAUUUCACCGGAGGGCGGAAAACGUACAACGUUAGAGUUCCGACCCUCUUCCCCCUGCGGGGAGUCAACGAGCGAAAGAACCGGAGGGGCCGGGGCCGGGGGAGGAAGGUCUCGGCGGUUCCGCCGCCUCCCGCCGGUGCCGCAACCGCCGCCGCCGCGGUGCCCACUGGCAUCGUCUUCGCCAACGUGGUCUCCGCCGCGGGGGAGGCCGUGGAGGGAGGCGCGUCCGCCGCAGCCAACCUCACCGUGGUCCAGAUCGACCAGAACGGGGAGUACAUCGUACCCGCCAACCCGGCGGAUCGGACCUACUACGGCGCCGCGACCGGGUCCGCCGACCAGCCGGGGCACCCGACGUCCGAGCCCCAGACGGUGCAGUACCUCAGCGUCAUCAGCAGCCCGCUGGACCACUCGUACUCUCUGACCACCGGCACCACGUCCGCCGAGCUGCUGAGGAAGCUCAACGAGCAGCGGGACAUCAUCGCCUUGAUGGAGGUGAAGAUGAAGGAGAUGAAGGCGACCAUCCGCCAGCUGCGGGUGACGGAGGCCAAGCUGCAGGAGGAGGUGCGCGAGCGGGACCGCCUGCUCGCCGGACCCGCGGCGGCUUUUACCGCACGGAAGAAAGUGUGACGCGGAGCUGACAGACCAACUGGGACUCGGACCGGUGGAACGGCGUCCAGCAGAGCUACGACUAUUUUCUAUUAGAUCGACGAGCGAUGACAAUUUAUUUUUAAAUGGUUUACAUGGCUGCUCCCCCCUUUGGCGUCAUGUAAUGGAUUGGUUGGUUAGGAAUGUAGUUGAUGAUAACUGUCCCAUAGAGCAGUGGCUCUCAGUCCAGUCCUGGAGGACCGUAAACACUGAUGCUGCUGCUGGUCUCUCUGUUCUGCCGGCUGAUGGGGCGCAUUCAGACGUUUGUGUCCGCAGCAUCUUUGUGCCAGAUGGGGAAGCAGGAUGACGCGGGCGCGGCAGAGCAGCGCGGCAGCAGUACUGGGGUUCCCCUGCGGGAAUGGAUUCAGAACCAGAUGAUCACUGAGAACCAGUUAGCGGGUUUAGCCUGUCCUGGUCCCGAUGUGUGCUGCCUGUCUGCAACUCCACCGGGGUCAUCACAAAACUUUCGCAGAUGACCGGGAUGGACAGGACGAGAACCUGGGCGGACUUCCGCUUUUUCAUGUUGGACACGUAGGAACCAGGAGGAGUCACAGGGGGCCGUAGGAGAAGGAGGGCGGAGGGUUGCCCAGGGUUACUGUUAUUCACUUGUUUUGUUUGUCGGUGUGAAUAAUGGGCCUGUGUGUACAGUCGCAGUGGGUCCCCCCCCCCCGCCACCCGGAAGCACGUGUCGGACUGCUUCUUUCUCCUUGUCCCGCAGUGGCGCCGCCUGGCGCCACGGAGAUGCAUCGUUGUGUCAAAACCUCAAAUAUCAUCCUGAAGUAAACUUCA